AUGAUCUCAAUCAGUUUUAAUCGUAUUGAUCCAUUAUUUAUGUAUACACAAUUGUUAAAAGAAGCACUUUUGGAAAUCGAAGAUGAUGAUACAAAAUCAAUUAAAGAACUCGUUGACUACUGUCGUCUUCAUAGUGAUGCUGCCGAAAAAACACUCGAAAAGAUCGAAAAAGAAUAUUGUAAUCAUACAUCCAUUUGGUGGUACACGGGUCCAUAUUUUAUCUACUCAAUGCUCAAUCGUGGUCUUCGACUAAUGGAUGUUGAUAUAAUAAUGAAAUUAGGUUUUUUCAUUCGACAUCUACAUAAUCAUAUCACACAAUUACAUCGUGAACAGCAAAGUAGCAAAGUAGCCAUGCCAUCGAAAUUUCAAGUUUUUCGUGGUCAAGGCUUAUCCAUGGAAGCCUUUGAAAAAAUGAAGAAAACCAAAGGUGGACUUAUGUCGUUUAAUAAUUUUCUGUCGACAAGUCGUAAUCGUGAGAUUUCUUUCGAAACCUAUGCACAAUCGGCAGCAUUGGAUACGAAUUCAGUUGGUAUUCUCUUCGUUAUGAACAUCGAUACGGCCAUUUGCACAGCUUCAUCGACACCUUUCAUCAACGUGAAAAAUGUUGGCUUCUACGACGAUCAAGAAGAAGAAAUUCUUUUUUCGACACAUACAAUUUUUCGCAUCGAUCAUAUAGAACGUAUUGAAGACAAGCAUACAGAUCGUUUCUGGCAAGUCAAUCUCACCCUCACUGGUAAUCAAGAUAAUGAUUUUAACAAACUUACAGCACAUUUACGCGAAGAACUUGACGUCGUGGGAACAGGGUGGUCUCGACUGGGUCAAAUUCUUAUUAAGUUGGGUGAGCCUGCAAAAGCAGAACAUCUCUAUCAGCUGCUCCUUGAGAAGGCAUCUUCUGAUGGAGACAAAGCGCAGUAUAAUAGUCAACUUGGCUCGGUGUAUCAAAGCAUAGGAGAAUACUCGAAGGCAAUAACAUUUUACGAAAGAGCAAUCUAUAUGCACAAGAAAAUGAGUCCACCGAGUCAGCUCAACUUGGCUGCUUCCUACGGCAACAUAGGUUCGGUGUAUAAUAACAUGGGCGAGUACUCGAAAGCACUUUCAUCGUACGAACCAUUACUUGAAAUCCAAAAAAUAGCUGUUCCUCCGAAUCAUCCUAGCUUGGCUGCUUCCUACCACAACAUCGGUUUGGUGUAUUAUAACAUGGGCGAGUACUCGAAAGCACUUUCAUUGUACGAACAAUCACUUGAAAUCCGAAAAAUAGCUCUACCUUCGAAUCAUCCCGACUUCGCUCAAUCCUACAACAACAUUGGUUUGGUGUAUAAUAACAUGGGCGAGUACUCGAAAGCACUUUCAUCGUAUGAACGAGCACUUGAAAUCGAAAAAAUAGCUCUCCCUCUGAAUCAUCCCAACUUGGCUGCUCCCCACCACAACAUCGGUUUGGUGUAUUAUAACAUGGGCGAGUACUCAAAAGCACUUUCAUCAUACGAACGAGCACUUGAAAUUGAAAAAAAAGCUCUCCUUCCAACUCAUCCUGACUUGGCUGCUUCCUACAAUAGCAUCGGUGUAGUGUAUAAUAAAAUGGGCGAGUACUCGAAAGCACUUUCAUCGCACGAGCGAUCACUUGAAAUCCGAAAAAUAGCUCUCCCUUCGAAUCAUCCCGACUUGGCUCAGUCCUACAACAACAUCGGUAAUGUGUAUUACAACAUGGGCGAGCACUCAAAAGCACUUUCAUAUUACGAAAAAGCACUUGAUAUCGACAAGAAAGUUCUUCCUCCGAAUCAUCCCUCGUUGGCUUCUUCCUACCACAACAUCGGUUUGGUGUAUAAAAACAUGGGCGAGUACUCGAAAGCACUUUCAUCGUACGAACGAUCACUUGAAAUUCGAAAAAAAGCCCUCCCUCCGAAUCAUCCCGACAUGGCUUCUUCCUACAACAACAUCGGUAUGGUGUGUGAUAACAUGGGGGAGUAUUCAAAAGCACUUUCAUCGUAUGAACGAGCACUUGAAAUCAAAAGAAUAGCUCUCCCUCCGAAUCAUCCCGACUUGGCUGCUUCCUACCUCAACAUCGGUUCGGUGUAUUAUAACUUGGGCGAGUACUCAAAAGCACUUACAUCAUACGAACGAUCACUUGAAAUCAAAAAAAUAGCUUACCCUCCGAAUCAUCCCGACAUGGCUUCUUCCUACAACAACAUCGGUGCGGUGUAUGAUGACAUGGGCGAAUACUCGAAAGCACUUUCAUCGUAUGAACGAUCACUUGAAAUCCAAAAAAUAGCUCUCCCUUCGAAUCAUCCCGACUUGGCUGGUUCCUACAACAACAUCGGUUUGGUGUAUUAUAACAUGGGCGAGUACUCGAAAGCACUUUCAUCAUACGAACGAUCACUUGAAAUCAAAAAAAUAGCUCUCCCUCCGAAUCAUCCCGACUUGGCUGCUUCCUACAACAACAUCGGCAUGGUGUAUGAUAAAAUGGGCGAGUACUCCAAAGCACUUUCAUAUUACGAAAAAGCACUACAAAUCAAGAAAAUUGCUCUUCCCCCAGCACAUCCAAGUACUGCACGCACAGAAAGAAACAUUGAACUUCUGAAAAAGAAAAUGUAA
Molecule: messenger RNA, 2589 nt
Organism: Rotaria sordida
Lineage: Eukaryota; Metazoa; Rotifera; Eurotatoria; Philodinida; Philodinidae
Source: the annotation of a GenBank genome assembly